Molecule: messenger RNA, 948 nt
Organism: Ostrea edulis (European flat oyster)
Lineage: Eukaryota; Metazoa; Mollusca; Bivalvia; Ostreida; Ostreidae
Product: 5-hydroxytryptamine receptor 4-like
Exons: 1
Coding region: 1-948 (315 amino acids)
Biological process (GO): G protein-coupled receptor signaling pathway
Cellular component (GO): membrane
Molecular function (GO): G protein-coupled receptor activity
Source: RefSeq, a predicted model, not a curated record
AUGAACAACAGCAACGAUAGCUAUCCCCUGGGGUUCGUCAGACGGGGUGAGAUCGAGAAUGUUUUUCUGGCACUAACAUUAGGCAUUGUGGCGUUGUUUUCUGUCUUUGGAAAUGUUGCUGUGAUUAUAGCGAUUUUCAUGAGCCAUGUCCUAAGAGAGGAAUUACCAAAUCGUCUCAUCGUCAACCUUGCUAUCGCUGACCUCACAAAUGGGUUUUUUGUCAUGUCCAGCAGUCUCUUGUCUGUGAUGGCCGACUGCUGGGAAUUUGGAGCGGUGUAUUGUGACUUUAUGUGUGCUAUGAACUACUGUCUCCUCAUCACCUCCAUGUUGACUCUGUGUUUUAUAAGUUGUGACAGAUUCCAAGCGAUUACCUAUCCGCUUCACUACCUGGACAGAAUAAAACCCGUACAUAUCAAUGUCAUGAUUGCCUAUUCGUGGUUACAGGGUGUUCUGUUUUCGGUGGUUCCCUCUGCGCUUGAUUGGGUGGAGUACGACUAUUGGGAGACUGUGUGCGCCAUACAGUGGCACAGAGAGCGACAAGCCAUAUACUAUGUAGUAUUUGCCUUUAUUUUGUGUUUUCUUCUCCCGGGAUUCAUUCUCAUACUCAAUUACUAUAAGAUUAUCAAACAGAUAAACACCAAAGUAACUUGCUCCACUGCACCCGGUAGUACAUACAGCACAAGUUCAAAGGCCAUUCGCAGCCUCCUCAUCGUUGUUAUCGCGUAUUUUGUGUGUAUGACUCCUUUCAGUGUGACCAAAUUGAUUAAGGUCUUUAUUACCCAAGAGACAUUGCUUAACAGUCGUGUGAAUUCUGCUGCCAGUGUUGUUGCAUUCAUGUCUAGUGCUGUAAAUCCGUUCAUUUACGGAAUAUUUCGCAAAGACUUCAGACGUGCUUACAAAAGAAUAGUUGUAUCCAUUUUGAAUAGAGGCAAAGAAAUAUGCUUUUAG